This is a messenger RNA of Naegleria gruberi, 1182 nucleotides long. RefSeq lists its product as uncharacterized. Lineage: Eukaryota; Heterolobosea; Eutetramitea; Acrasida; Naegleriidae. Gene Ontology annotation, biological process: translation. The coding region runs from base 1 to 1182 and encodes 393 amino acids. Gene Ontology annotation, molecular function: GTPase activity; GTP binding. The record is from RefSeq and is a predicted model, not a curated record. The transcript has a single exon.
AUGAAUAAUUAUCAGACCGAUCGAUUGGGUGCAUAUAGAAUGUGUGCAUCUCAUGUAUACUAUCCUGAUCGGGAAGGGAUGAUAAAAAUUGCACUCUCUCAUAAACAAUAUAGGGAGGAUAAUGAAGUAAUGACCUUGUUGGAUGUAUCUACAACACAGAAGAAGAAAAUCGAUUGUAUGGUGAAGGCUAUUUGGUUAUCAAAUAUUUGUGUAUUGGUUGUGGAUGUCACAAAAGGAGUAUUUGAAAAGGAUAUUAAUAAUUCUAUUGGAAAUAUGAGAACUCAUUUACAAAUAGCUGCAGCUGUUGGAUUGACCCAUUUGGUUGUUUGUUUAACAAAAUGUGAUACAAUACCAGUAAUUGAAUUGAAUUCAAGAUUGGAGGAAAUUAGAUCAAAAUUGAAAACUAUUUUAUUGUGGAAAAACGUUCCUUUCAUUCCUAUUUGUUAUGACAGGGAUGAAAACAUUUUCAAACCAACUACUGGUGAAUUUUCAAAGGGUAAAUCAUUAGAAUCUGUAUUAAAAGCAAUUCAAGUUGAACCAAGAAAGGAAUGGAUUGAAAAACCUCUAAUGAUGGUUAUAUUUCAAAUUUACAGAAUCGGUGGAAUUGGCACAGUAGUAGCUGGGAAAAUAAUAACUGGUAAGAUUAAAACGGACCAACAAGUUUAUUUCAGAGAUGACAGUUCACAUCUGGUGAAAUCUAUUGAAAUAGGAUAUGAGCAUCGUGAUCUAGUUGUUUGUGGAGAGUUUUGUGGAAUCAAUAUCAAACAAGCUUCUGUACGAGAUGUUGAAACACAUUUUAUAAUACAUGACCAAGCUUACCUGGAGUCAGAAAAAAAAGCUGUGGAAUCUUUCACAGCUUUGAUAAAGAUUAUGAAUCAACCAAAGAAUGGAAUCAAAGUUGGAUACACUUUCAAACUUUAUAAUUGUGUCACUAAUCAAUGCCUUUGUAAAAUAGAAGAUAUAUUAGCAACUGUAAAUCCAAAAACGAACCAGAAAUUAGAAACCUAUCCAAACAAACUGAAAAAGGGUGAUUUUGCAGAAGUAAGGCUAAAGCCACUAAUAACAAAAGAAAACAAGGCAUGUUAUCUGCACACAUUCGAACAGAAUGAUAUUCUAGGAAGAGUCAUCUUAAUGAAUGGAAAACAAAUAAUUGGAGCUGGAAAAGUUUUAAGAAUAAAUUAA